Molecule: messenger RNA, 549 nt
Organism: Funneliformis caledonium
Lineage: Eukaryota; Fungi; Glomeromycota; Glomeromycetes; Glomerales; Glomeraceae
Source: the annotation of a GenBank genome assembly
AUGCUGCGUAAACGUCCGGACCUUGCGAUUAUUCAACCAUUUAAUGUAGGAAAUAAAGAAAUGGAACGUUCUUAUGGAUUAGAAAAAGUUUUAAAACAAAGUAUACCAUCUUUAAAGCACAACUGCGAUGGGCUAAUUUUUACAUCAUUAACAUCGGGUUAUUCGGCAGGGAAAAUAUUAAAAUGGAAACCACCAAAUGAAAAUUCUAUUGACCUUAAAUUAAGUUUCGAUUUUAAACGCCAUAACAAGAAUAAUAAACCGAGAUUUUGUCUUUAUAAAUGGAUGGAUGUUCAUAGAUAUUUUGAUGAUAUGUAUGUUACCGAUGAAGAGUGGGAGCAAUUUUGGAAACAUGAUUUUCAACAAUUUGAAGGACGUAUUGUUGAAGUAGUUUAUAACCCUUCAAUUCAUCCACCAUGGAGAUUUAAAAGGUUUCGUGAUGAUCAACCACGCGCAAAUCAUCAUACUGUAAUUGAAAAAAUAGAACAAAGUUUAAUUUCAUCCGUGCCAAAAAUACGAGAAACAUGGAAGUGUAGAGAGGCACAAAAAUAA